GCAGUCGGUCUCAGCACUGUCGGUGUCCAGGAAGCACUGACCUCCCCGCCCCCCCCCCCCUAUCCCCAGGUUCCCCAGGUUCCCCAGGUUCCCCGGUUCCGGACGCGGAUCCGCGCGCUCUCUACAUAUGGUUCUCCUCCGGCACAUCUCUGUCGCCUUGACCGCCGCCGUGGCUGCCCUGGGCUCCGCUCUCUUCAUCGCCUUGAACUUCUUCUACAAGAGGCGAAUAUGGUCACCACAGGCGGAAUACUGCACGAUCAAAGAGGAGGAGGAGGAGCGUGGGAAGCGUCAGGUCCUGGUCCUCGGUCUGGACGGGGCCGGGAAGAGCAGCAUGUUGCAGGGUUUGACCCCCGGGGAGUCAGCGACUAAGAGAGGCCGCUGCCGGCCCACCCGCGGCUUCAACUUCAUGAGCCUCAACGCUCCGACCUGCCAGCUCGACUUCCUGGAGAUCGGUGGCGGGGAGGACCUGCGGCGGUACUGGUCGGAGUACCUCAGAAGGACUCACGUUCUGGUUUAUGUGGUGGACUCCUCUGACAGGAGCCGCCUCCCAUUGGCUAAGGCUGAACUGCACCGCCUGCUGAGGGUGGAGCCUCAGCUGCCUGUGGUCGUUCUGGGAAACAAGCAGGAUAAGCCCAAUGCUGUGAGCGUGUCGGAGCUGCAUGAGGCCUUGUCUCUGGGCUCCAUGACCGAGGACAGGAAGCUGUUCCUCUUGGCUGCCCAGCUGGGCUCUGAUGGAGCACUGAGGAAAUCCUGCCAGGGCCUGGACACCUUCCAGGACCUCCUUCUCCAGCUCAUUUGAUCCCCCCCCCCCCCGCCUUCACAGAGCAGAAGAGUAGGAGAUGGAGGGACGAAAACAAAAGGAAGCAAUCUUCCUCCUCCUCCUCUUCCACCUCCUUGUUUAAGCUCUGGCUUAUUUGAGGCAGAGGAGGAUGAGAUGACGAAGACUGCAGGAACUGAUGCAGAGAAAUUACUGAAGAAGAUGCCAAGAUAGAGAUAAAACUUGCAGUACCUCCUCGUCUUCCCCCUCGCCCUUUUCAAACUACGUCAGUUGGUUUUAGAAAAAGCUGCUUUUGAAGGCUCAUCUCAUUUUCCACUUUUCUUCCGGCUGGUCUCAUCUUACUCACUCAGAAGAGGAGGUGCAUAGCGGGGACGAGAACAGAAGGAGUAAGGUUUUUUUUCAUGGAGUCUGUGACUCAGAACCACAAAGUUCACCUCCUGCCAAUGAUUCAGACUGGCAACCUGUGACAGACGUGUAGAUUAUUCUGUAUAUGAACUGAAGUGUGUCACGUUUGUAGAUGCAUACAGAUGUCGUCUGGUUUGCUGUUUGCUGAAAAUGUGUGGUCUGAGAAAUCAGCAUAGCAGAACGGGUUAAAGUUACGGUUGCCAGGUUGGAGUCCCUCACAGGGACUAAACUUCAUCGACUGACUGUUUGGAAGAGAUUCGCUGAAGUCCCGAAGUGAGGCUUUUCUGAGAUCUAGGGGGGAUUUUGUGAGGGAACUUAAAGAAGGGUCCAAAAUGACAUUUUAAAAAGCAGUGUGAUAUUUUUCUUCUCACUAGCCUUUUCAGCUUAUGAAAGAAAGUGUCUACACUUUUCUAUGAGUUUCAUCACAACAGUAAUCAUGCGUUUAGUCCCGACAACACUACACAAAUUACAUCCAACUCCCACACACCGUGUCACUCCCUACUUUGUCUUCUCCCAGUAUCAGACAGAGGAUUUUAUGAAGAUAGGAUCUGACUUCAGUUACUCUAAUUACUAUAACUCUGUUCGUCCGAAUGCUUUCAGACCAGUUCGGAUUUCAUCCCCUUUAAAGCACAUUCCCAAUACUGUUUAUUCCACAGUUAGAUCACUAUGUAGAAGAAACUUAAACAAUAACUAGUAUCCAGUUAAACACACAUCCUUGAAUGUAUAAAUGCAGAUGUGAAGUGUUUGACUUUAAUGCUACUUGUACAGAUAAACUGGAAUUUGCUAGAUUCAGAUGUUUGAUGCUGUAUAGUGUGAAGCAGUGUUAUGCUCAUCAUGACGCACAAUUUUUUAAUGAAUGUGAAGUUUUAUUCCUCUUGAUGUGCUGUGUUUCUGCAGAAAUGUUGUUUUUCACAGUAACCAAGAGUUUAGUGGAUUAUGUACGUCUGUUUUUAUAACCAAUGACUGCUCGUCACUCUUGUUUUACGUGUACUGUAACUGUUUCAUGCAUGGCUUUGUUUUGUUGUUUUGAAAUGUGCCAGCUUUAGUUUCCAAAACAGCAAGUGUCCAUUUGGGUUAUUUAGUCUUAAAGGGGACGUCCAAAGUCUGUUUAUAGAUCCCGGCGGUGUGCUACUGCUUAUGUGAAGAAAAGUUGUGUAAAGCCUUUUGUGUCUCAAGAGGCAGCCGUGUGAAGUCUGAUAAAUGUUCUCAUGUGAAUCCCUUGAACCAGCGUCGGAGUCUGAAGACUACAAGUUUGAAAGUGAGAAGAUUUGGAGGGUCGGAGAUAGAAAGAAGUGAGGUUACCAGACGCUCAUCUCUGCUGCAGGCUACCAGCUCGAGGCUACAUUAACCGCUACUAGCAUAACACACCCCAAUCUCUAACUGACCUUCCUGUGGUCAUGUUGCAUUGUGGGUAAUGUAGGCGCUGGGUUUUGACAAGGAGUAAGAAAGGAAUAAAAAAGAUGAUGUAUCUUCUUCUGCUGCAUCGUUUUUUGAUCCUUCUUUUUCCUAUCCAUUAUGAGUGACGGUGUUUUAGGGGUGAGAUGUGUAAUCUGUGGAGUACUCUUAAUGUUUUUCUCUUAAAACAAUGGAAAACAAUCUAACUGAGGUGAGGUAAAGUCUCUUGUUUAACACUCCUUUCCUCGCAACGUUCCUUCAAUGAGGUUUUAUAUCUAAAAAGGUGCGGCCACUUACAGUAUUUGAACAGACAAGAAAAAAGUAAAUCGUUUGCCUUUAUUUAAUCUUGUAAUCUCAUUAAUGUGAUAUUAAGGUAUAUUUUGCAUGUCACACCAUUGGACCAGAAGUGGACACGUGUAGAGAGAAGACGCACCAAUAAGCAUAGUUAUAUAAUCAACCAAUGUACACAAAAUGUACUCAAACAAGUCGCACUAAAAACAAAGUGGAUGGAUCUAUAAGACAAACACAGGCUUGUGUAACAAGUUAAGUCUUUCUAUCUGUCGCCGCUGACUGAGCAUGUCAGAGCAAACACAAACACAGAUAAAACCUAUAGUCCUCUAUAGCUGCCUGACCUUGUUUUUGUUGGGGCAAAGUUCCACGACUGGUCAAACAGGAAGCUGUUAUUGCAGAGACGUCACCCUGGCUCAGAGUUACAGUGUUUUCGCAGUACGCCGUCAGUUCCGCAGGUUUACGACGACCACGAGGCAGCAUGACUCAGUCAGCAUGAAACCUCACAGCUUGUUGAUGAAAUCAUCAGGCAUCAGACUCAAAAUAAAAAUAAAUAAAUAUUAAUGUCGUGAAGUGAAACUCAUUAAACUUGAGUUUUGAUUGUUGACCUGAAGUUAAUAUGCUGGCGAUACAAGUAGUUCACAAUGAAUAUAAAUCUUACAUUAUGACGUCUUAAGGGGCAUUACUGAAACACUCAGGGGUACCUGCAGACUUUAUGUACAGUGUGUGUUCAGACUGAAGCAGACUGACCGGUCGAGGCAGAUGGAGUCAUGUUUCUGCCUCUCGAUUGGAAGUUUUCCUCGUCUGUGUUGCCAAGUGCCUGCUCAUGGUGGGAAUUGUUGGGUCUCUGUCAUUAAUAGCCCAAAGAGUACGGUCUAGACCGGCUCUAUAUGAAAAGUGCAAUGAGAUAACUGUUAUGAGUUGGCAUAAUAUAAAUAAAAUUGAAUUGAAUUUAAGAUAUGAGGAGAAUUUCAGCCAUGGAAAACCUCAAUAAGGACUCGGCUUGUCAGACUAGGGUCACCUUUUAACAGCAGAUGGACUUUGUCAGUUUAACCUGUACUAGAUUUUACUAAUGUUACUACACUAUGUUUUAAAUGUAAUGCUAAACUAACGUUAGCAUGUCUGACAUUCUUGUUAUCAUUCAGUCUUGGAAGGAGUACUUAGAUCCUUUCACCUUUUAACAUGACAAGGAGCCACAACCAGACAGCUUUUUUGUACGGGGCCAAAAGCCAAAAGCGCUGGGAACCGCUGGUUUAUUCUUAAACAAUGUAUUGUUUUUUAUGUAAAAUCUUAAUCUGUUAAGGAGUUAGUGAGUAAACCUCUCAAAUACAUGUUGUGCAGUAAAAACUACAAUAUUUUACUCAAGUGAACACUGAGAUUGAACUUCUGGUCAUCAUGUCAGCAUGCUAACGUGCCAUUAUGUAGCUUGUCAAUAUUGCUAACAUUUAGCAUGAUCUUUUAUGUAUGCAUUAAUUACAAAGUACAGGUGAGGCUUACAGGUAUUUGGUCAUAAUUUUCUACUUAAGAAAUGGGCUAGUUUGACCUGUUGGUACUCCACGCUGAAAAGUCAGGGGAUUGAGGUCAUGAGGAUUCAUCCUCUGUGAACCAUGAAUGUCUAAACAUCUAAAGUUUACCGGCAAAAACAUCAGACAUCAAGCAACAUCUAAUGUAUUGAAUUGAUUUAUUAAAAUCAGCGGUGUGGAACGCUGAGCAAUCAAACAUCCCAUAUCUCCAAUCUGCUCUUGCUUUUCAAAUGCUUGUGCUGAGUUCCUCCCCUCCCUCCUGAAUGGUCCUGGGAAUGUUUUCUCGUGCCUCGGCAGGAACUGUUCGGUAGAUUGAGGAAGUAAAUUAUUGACAGGUGCAGAGGGUCAACACAGUAGGUCAAACUAUUUUAUUUAGUUUGUGCUGACAGAAAGACAAAAGACAAUAAAGAUAAUGUGCUCAAGG
Molecule: messenger RNA, 4813 nt
Organism: Micropterus salmoides (largemouth bass)
Lineage: Eukaryota; Metazoa; Chordata; Actinopteri; Centrarchiformes; Centrarchidae
Gene: arl10
Product: ADP-ribosylation factor-like 10
Exons: 4
Coding region: 128-799 (223 amino acids)
Molecular function (GO): GTPase activity; GTP binding
Source: RefSeq, a predicted model, not a curated record